Molecule: messenger RNA, 1368 nt
Organism: Erythranthe guttata (spotted monkey flower)
Lineage: Eukaryota; Viridiplantae; Streptophyta; Magnoliopsida; Lamiales; Phrymaceae
Source: RefSeq, a predicted model, not a curated record
AUGUCGAAAAUUGACUGUCCCCAAACUGCUUCUGAGCGUAAGAGAAAGGCAUUGGUCAAGCGUAAAGUUAGACGUGGCGAUUCUGAAGCUACUCGGGUCGAUCCUCCGGCCAAUCGUACACGUUUAUUACCUACCGAUGCUGAGCCUUCAUUGUCCAUACCUGAGGAUCCACCGCUCACAUCGACCACCGAAGAGCGGGAAAGUGUGAGGGUUCAUAAUCACACAACAAUGUUGGAGAAGUGGCGGAUGGCUCCUUUUAUGACCGAGGUUGUCGAGAAGUCCGGUUUGAUGCCCCUUGUACGUCAUUCGUACAAGGUGAUAGAUAGUGCAUUGGUGUUGACUUUCAUAGAGCGGUGGCAACCAGCAACUUGUACGUUCCAUUUACCAUUUGGGGAGAUGACUAUCACGCUAGACGAUGUCAGCAGCUUGACAGGUUUGCCAGUGGUGGGACGGCCAGUAUUUAUUCAACAAAUUAGUAAGACGGGGCCAUCGUCACAAGCAAUCGUAAAACAAAUUAUCGGAGUAGUGCUUGACUCGACAGAUAAAUGUUGGGGUCAAAAUCAGAAGGCGCUUAAGUUGGAGUGGUUGCGUAGUACUUUCAGUUCUGUGACAGAUAGUGAUGAUGAGAAUAAAAAGACGUGUGCGACAAGGGCAUUUUUGUUGUACGUAUUGUCAUGUACGAUAUUCCAGGGCAAGACGGGGAAUAUGGGUACACUGCAGUUGUUGUGUUUGCUAGAAGAUUUGGACAAUAUUGGGACUUACGCAUGGGGUACAGCUUGUUUGUGUCUGCUCUAUGAGGCGCUGUCGGAUGCUUCAAGGGCUAAUACGAAGCAAAUCAGUGGAUAUUUGACGCUUCUUCAGGGUUGGAUUUACGAGCAUUUCCCCCGUCUCACACCGACGGUUAGAUCCAGCGAGAUUGAGGGACCGUUAGUUACACGAUGGGUAUAUCCAAUGAAGUCCGACUCAAGCAAUGACAGAGCCCGUGAUCUGCGUACUCUGAUAGAUGAUCUGAGCUCCGAUGAGAUUAUAUGGGCCCCGUAUGAGGUCCUCCGUGACAGGUUUCCUAUGCCAGAGUCCACGUGGUUUAGUGGCAUGUUACAGUACAUGUGUACUUUGGAGCCUUACCAUCCGGACAGGGUCUUGAGACAAUUUGGGCAUGUUCAGAAGAUUCCCGGCCAACCGUACAUGUCGGACGCUAUGUUUAGGAAGCAGAAGCGGGGCACACCUCAUCCUGUAUUUGCGGGGUACCAGAACAUAUAUUCUGAGCGAUGGGAAGAUCACUUGCUUAAUGAGCGGUCUAGAUCAGUUCCAGUGGUAUUAGGAGAGCCGGACACUACACCCGAUUAUAUGGAUUGUUAUAGGGUAUAG